AUGGCUUCUACUCGCUUCGUAUUGCUCAUUCUAGUGGCUCUAGUGGCCACUUCAGCAGCCUUUUCUUCCUGCGAAGCUGGCAGAGGCGCUUGCGUCGCUUCUUGCAUCGCUCAGGUACUUUCCUUUCUUUCUUGAGUUUUGAUAAUCUGUUCGGGCAAAGUCGGAAUGGUGGAGAGCCGCUAAAAGGAAAAGGCUCAAAAAGGCCGCAGAAAGGCAGGAAAAAGAGUCCCUAUAUUGCGCCUUCCAUUUUUCUUGGAUUUUAAAGGUCAGAAAGAGGAGAGACAGCAAAAUUGGUGCGUGAAAGCCAAUGAAAUGGCGCAAAAAGGCACCAAAAAGGUAAAGUCUCUAUGGAGCCCUUUUUCGACUUAUGUAUGAAGUAACACUUUGAGGAUGAGGACAUAUCUUAUUAUUGCCCAUAUUAGCUCAUAACUGUUCAGAAUUGCGGCACGGGGUACUGCGAACACCGUGGAGGACGUGCAACUUGCGUUUGCUCGAGAUGCGGUCAAGGCGGACAAAAUAUUCCCGGUGGAAAGUAA
Messenger RNA from Caenorhabditis auriculariae, 536 nucleotides. NCBI's taxonomy places the organism in Eukaryota, Metazoa, Nematoda, Chromadorea, Rhabditida, Rhabditidae. The record is from the annotation of a GenBank genome assembly.